AUGGACGACAAGUCGAAGAAGCCUAUGCUUCGCCCUAAGCCUCAACACCUGAUGCGGUCGAACGUCGUCGUCGACCACGCUGUUGCUGCCCCGGCCGUUACGCCGGCCGCAGCCGGCCACGACGAAUGCAGCCCGCCAUCGCCGGUACGCUUGCGCGCAGCCAAGAAUGGCCACGUCAACGGCAUAUACGACCCGCACAAGGCAGUUCAGCGCAGCAUGGUCACCUUGGCCGAAACAGAGGCGUCCGAAAACCUAGAUGGUAAGUGUGCUGCGCGAAAGGCCGCCGUCGUGUGGUCGUCAUCACCACGUCCAUAG
Molecule: messenger RNA, 315 nt
Organism: Soboliphyme baturini
Lineage: Eukaryota; Metazoa; Nematoda; Enoplea; Dioctophymatida; Soboliphymatidae
Source: the annotation of a GenBank genome assembly